AUGUCUCCAGAGCAAGAAACCUUCCAGCGGCGCGGAUCCGUCUAUCAGCAGCGUCGUCUGAGCCAGCAUACUAUGAAGAAUGCCUGGACCGGUCCCCCGCUAGAAACAAUCUAUGCAGGAGUAUCUGCAACCUUCCAUGACGGCCAAGCCUCAACGAUUGCCAUAGCUGUGCGGAAUGCCACCUAUCUGCUGGAUUUCUUGGAACGCCAUUUCGAGCCUGGCGAACGUGCUUCCGGCGCGGAGAUCACCGGUCUGAUCAUCGAGCAAUUGAGACAAUACAGCGAGAAUCAGCUAGAGAAGUUCAUCGGUGUAGCUAUUCCGGCAUCGUUGGCGGAGAAGUGUCCGACGCUCUGUUCGCGGGUAUGGGCCGAGUUGGACAUCGUACCAAUCAUCUUCCGCGAGAACAAAGCUUUGGACGAGCCCCAGAACAGGAGAUGGGAAGCCAGAAGUGUGGAUGAACAGGCGGAGUCUAUGGCCAGAAAGUGUGUCUGCUUCUUCGGUCCCAACAAUAAUCCCUUGUUGCAAGUGGGCUACCGGGGGAUGGUCGAGGUCGACGCAGGCUUCAAUAUCCGCCUAGUAUCUCUGCAUGAUUACGAAAAGACAGUUGGCCACUUGACAUGGAAGGCUGUCAAGCACUACGCUUCCGAUCUCCAAGACAGGAAAGUCAAGAUUGCCUUCUUCAGUGCAACACCUCAGGGUGGAGGUGUAGCACUGAUGCGGCAUGCUCUGGUCAGAUUCUGUCAUGAACUGGGAGUUGAUGCUAGAUGGUAUGUGCCAAAACCGCGACCUGGAGUGUUCCGCAUCACGAAAAACAAUCACAACAUCCUCCAAGGUGUUGCACUUCCUGAUGAGAGACUCUCACAGCAGAGCAAGGAUUUGAUCGCGGAGUGGAUCAAUGAGAAUGCCAAGCGGUACUGGUUGUGCGAAGCUGGACCGCUGGUUCCACCUGAACAAGGCGGAGCGGAUGUUAUCAUUAUCGAUGACCCACAGAUGCCAGGCUUGAUUCCACUGAUCAAGAAGAUCACUCCGAACAGACCGGUUAUAUACCGUAGCCAUAUCCAGAUCCGGAGCGACCUCGUUGCCAUACCGGGAUCCCCACAGGCGGAUUCUUGGAACUGGCUCUGGGAGAGUAUCAAACAGGCAGACCUCUUUAUCAGCCAUCCUGUGAGUGCAUUCGUGCCACACAAUGUACCCAAAGAGAUAGUCGGCUACAUGCCGGCAUCAACGGACUGGCUCGAUGGACUUAAUAAGACCAUGAGAGAUUGGGACAUCGCCUUCUACGGCCGGAUCUUCAACGCUUCCUGCAGAAACACUGGAAUGCCCACAAUCGACCACCCUGACGACGAAUAUAUCAUCCAGGUCGCGAGAUUCGAUCCGGCCAAGGGAAUCUUUGACGUCUUGGAAUCUUACGAAAAGUUCCACAAGCGGUUGAUGGACGCUGUGCCCGCUGCUAGACCGCCAAAGCUACUGAUUUGCGGACAUGGCUCGGUCGAUGACCCUGACGGAAGCUUGAUAUACGAUGCGGUCGUCGAACACAUUGAGAAGAAGGUUCCCCAUCUUGCCAAGUUCAUCUGUGUCCUACGGCUGCACGCUUCGGACCAAAUCUUGAACGCACUUCUCUCCAAGGCCAAGAUCGCACUUCAGCUGUCCACACGGGAGGGUUUCGAAGUCAAGGUUUCAGAGGCAAUCCACAAGGGCAAGCCCGUCAUUGCUACUAUGGCGGGUGGAAUCCCACUCCAGGUUCAGGAUAAGAAGACCGGUUUCCUAGUGGAUGUCGGUGACACCGACGCUGUGGCACAGCAUCUCUUUGACCUGUGGACAGACCAAGAAUUUUACGGCCGGGUGAAGACUCACGCGCUGAACAACGUGAGCGAUGAGGUCAGUACGGUGGGUAAUACGCUGUCAUGGCUUUACCUCGCAUCAAUGCUGUCAAAGGGCCACAAGAUCGAGCCCAACGAGCGGUGGAUCAACGAUAUGGCGCGUGAACAUGCAGGCGUGCCCUACCCAGAGGAUGAGACCAGACUGAAGAGAGCAGUCGAGGUCGCCAAUAUGCGGUAG
This is a messenger RNA of Paecilomyces variotii, 2058 nucleotides long. RefSeq lists its product as hypothetical. The coding region runs from base 1 to 2058 and encodes 685 amino acids. The record is from RefSeq and is a predicted model, not a curated record. Gene Ontology annotation, molecular function: glycosyltransferase activity. The transcript is spliced from 6 exons. NCBI's taxonomy places the organism in Eukaryota, Fungi, Ascomycota, Eurotiomycetes, Eurotiales, Thermoascaceae.